UCUUCGAAUAAAGAUCUUUUAAGUGAAAGUUAUCCCGCGAGUCUUCGAGAAGUUAUCUACUUGACCACUCAAGUGUUCUUUACGUGACGUGAAAUCGAUUUUGAGACCAUAAACGCUGACCUCAACUCAACCUAACAUUACUCGAUCGACAGUUGUUCGUUGAUUGUGAUAAAAAAAAUCGCAACGAUUCUCAAUCCUUGAAAAAUUAAUAAACCACCAGGCAGUGUUAGGUUUCGACCACCAGCCACAUCAUUAAAAUUUUGUGUUCAUUGAUUGGACAAGAUAAGACUAAAGUGAAAUCGAGUUUUAUUAUCUGUCGGCUCUGUUGGCCAAAGUCUGUAUCCGGGCUACGAUAAGUCUGGUGAAAUUGACAACUAGCUAAAUCCACCUUGAUUUUGAUUUGCCGAUAACGAGGGAAUAGACAUAUGAUAUGAUGUGUGGUUCUUAACCCUGUCAAGCAAUCCAUCGUCUCAUUAAUGUUUGCUGAGUUUACACGUCAAAUUCAAUAUACUAAUUAAGGAAAUAUACGUUACAAGGACUAAAAGUCUGACUUUGUUCGCUCGAAACUACGUAAAUUUUAUAGUAAACUUCUCUUAUUUUCUAACUUCUGAAGCACUAACUUUGAGGUCUCUGUGUCAGCAUGAUUGCGACUCAUCAUGGUGGAAAAAUUUCGUCAGAUUAAAUGUGCUCCUGUUGCCCUUCAAAAAGGCGGAAGCAGGAUGAAGUGGAAGUUUUGGAGGAAACAAUCCGGAAGCGAAACGAGCAACAAAAGAAGGCGGGAGUAGAGCUCGACGCAACGUGUCACAUUUGCCUGAAAACUAAAUUCGCCGACGGUGUUGGCCAUGUCUGUAAUUACUGCCACAUACGCUGCUGCGCCAGGUGCGGAGGCAAGGUCACUCUAAGGUCAAAUAAGGUGAUCUGGGUGUGCAUCCUGUGCCGGAAGAAACAGGAGCUGCUGAGCAAGACCGGUCAGUGGAUCAACAAGGGCGGGGUCCCAGGCUCGGGCGGGGACCCGAUCAUCCGGCGCAUCGAGGCCGACCUCCAGGGCCAGAGCCUCCCCGGGGGGGACAAGCGGCCCAAGCUAGAGCGAGCCCACUCGGCCGCCGAGAAGGAGAACCAACCCCUCCAGAAAUCCGCGAGCUCCCUCAAGCGCCAGUACUCCCAGCAGGAGCACAAGUACCAGGCCGAAGAUGAGCCGGACAAGGAGGCUGAGAUCAACUUCUACCGCGGCGAGAUGGAGGAGCUGAUGCGGGCCCACCAGGCCAAACCCCCGCACCCCCACCCUCACCCCCACCCCCACCCGCAUCAACACAGGGAGGUCCCGCAGGUGCCCGGGCAGCAGCAGCCGAACAACAGCCUGAGCAAGAAGCACAAGAGGAGCAACUCGACCAAGGCCAAGGAGCCGGGGGGGCCCGCCCACGCCCACGGACGGGUGGCGCCCCGCGGCGGCCACCACCACAACCACCACCAUCACCACCACCACCCCGCCCACCCCCGGGACAUCAACGCCCAGAGGUCCUUCUCCUCCUCCGAGGACGAGCUCCGCUCCACGCCCGACUGCACCAGCUGCGAGGAGCGCGAGAAUGAUAAGGAACCAUUUCGAAAGCACAUAUCUCAUAAUCACGUAAACGCAAGUUCUAGGAGAGACGUUCUGUUAGAUCACGCCGAAGCCCGAAGGCGGAAGAAAAUGGUUCACUUCGACGGGACCCACCAGAAUUCCAUCGGUAAAGAUUCCGGGAUCGAUACGAGUAGCACGUUCACCUCGAGUGAAGACUCUAAUUCUGUGCCCAAGAACCCGCUCUCGUGGCAGCAGAGCAGCGACGGGAGCCGGCUCAUCGGGCACAUGAUCCUGAAGAAGACGCUCAAGGAAGGCAGCGGCUCCUCAUCCAGCGCGGCCAUCCUCGGCCUCAAAGUCCACGGCGGGAAACUCCUCGAGAACGGACGCGUCGGCGCCGUCAUCGAGAAGGUCAAGCCCGGCAGCACCGCCGACGUCGAGGGACACCUCAAACCAGGUGAUGAAGUAAUUGAAUGGAACGGCCGACCUCUUCAGGGUAAAACCUAUCAAGAUGUCUAUGAAAUAAUCGCUGAGUCGCGACAAGAACCACAAGUAGAACUGAUAGUCUCCAGGAAUCUACAGAAAGGACGUCCAGGACCAUGGAAGCAACAAAUGUCCUACUCAGAUGUGUACGACAGAGGGAAAGAUAAACCAAGCGUUCUUGUCACUUCGCCAGGAAGUCCAGAUAUCUCCCGCAACGGGCAACGAUCCUCUCGAGUGCCAGUCUCAUUAUCAAAUACCGAAAAUAUUGGAGGCCGAUUACAGUUAAAAUUGUGGUUCGAUCCAGUGACGUUACAGCUUAUUGUUACUCUACUCUCUGCAGCUGGGCUGAUACCACGGCAAGACGGUCAACCCCGAAAUCCCUAUGCCAAAUUGUUUUUACUGCCAGAUAGAAGUGAGAAAUCAAAAAGGAGAACCAAAACUCUAGCUUGUACUAACGAACCCAAGUGGAAUCAAAGUUUUGUUUUUUCGUCGGUUCGAAGAAGUGAUUUGGAUUAUAGGACAAUUGAAAUCACCGUUUGGGACUACGUUCGAUUUGCCCCAAAUGAUUUUUUAGGCGAAGUUUUAAUUGAAUUAGCAACCGCGUAUUUUACAGAUGAGCCAAAAUGGUAUCAUCUGAAAGCUCAUGAAGAGGGUCUAAUACCUCAUAGUUUCUCGUCUGGAUGUGAUUAUGAUCUAGUUUUAACGCCAACGGAUCAUCUCUCCCCUCCAUCAACUCUCUCUCGUCUGUCUGACUCGGAUACAUCCGACCUGGAUGACGUUAGUCGAAGGGUAGCUGAUGGAGCUUCUAUCAGUAGUGUAGGCAGUUCUACCAGUCCUCCGCCUGACAUAGAUAUGUGCGAAAAACGACGAUCGCGGAGAGAUAUGUCACCCCAAGAGCGCAAACGAACUUCCUCCAUAAUGCAGCCUGCUAGUUACGAUGUUCCUUCUUAUAAAAAAAAUCAUAGUAAUUUAAUUCAAAGGUCACAUUCAGCGGCUCCCGCUGAAUCACCAAGUAUGUAUACAAGGUCUAGGUCGAAAUCUCCGACUAGGAUGUCAGAUUAUAGAAGUCUUUCUCCUCCAGAUUACAGGGUAAAUCAAAACGGUGUGAUACUGCCAAGUCAUGCCUACGUACCAAGAUUUUCCUCCAGGUCUGCCACUGCGACUCCUAUUUCAUCUCCAAAGAAACGACAGUUACCAAAUAUACCUCCACCCCUCCACCAAACAUUUAGACAUCGAGUUUCUCAGGAUUUAGAAGAUCGUUCUCAAUUGAUGAAGCAACGAGUUCGUCAGUUACAAUCUAAUAAGUCUUCCGGCUUUUCAGGCUGGAAUCCCAGUGGCUACAGCGAGCCUCAUUUGAUGUCUCCUGUAGAGAGCCGGGGUGACAGCGACCUUGAAAGUGUUGUAUCUAGUGCCUUUUCUACUCAAUCAGAGAGACCCAGGGGCUCUCGUUUCAGUGAUUAUGGACCCUCAUCAACUGUGGAGUCGUCGAAUGGUCAGCAGAAACGAAGCACCUUUUCUAGAAGUUUAUCAAAUGCUGAUGUUCCUGCCGAAGAAAAUAUAGAAGGAAGUUUAAGUGAUACAGCUUUAGGCCUUCGAAACGUUGAUAAUGGAAACUCGCGUAGAAACAAAGUGUCAAGCACGGCAAGUGAUAGAGGUGGAGUGAAGCAGUCGUCAGACCGUAAUCCAACAGGGAUGGGGAAGAAGAGUAACUCAACGUCUCAGCUGUCUGCAACUGGUCGAAAACGUAGGUUAGGUUUCGGUGCAAAGGGUAAAUCCUCGUUCACCGUUCAUCGGAGCGAGGAAGUCUUACCGGGCGAUGUUAGGCAUUUAGUGAAACAAACGUCGAGUAUAUCAAGCGAUGGCGAAGGAUCUCAGGACGGCGACAGUUUUGCCCCCUCACUGCGGAGUAGCGAUGGAGGUCAGCUGUCCGACUUUAUCGAUGGACUGGGUCCUGGACAACUUGUCGGGAGACAAGUGCUCGGUGCCCCUGCUUUAGGGGACAUUCAGCUCAGCUUGUGUUAUCAAAAAGGAUACCUAGAAGUUGAGGUUAUUCGAGCAAGAGGCCUUCAGGCGCAGCCUGGAUCUAAAGUUCUUCCAGCUCCAUAUGUCAAAGUUUAUCUUGUGAGUGGGAAGAAAUGUCUAGCCAAAGCCAAAACUUCUUCAGCCAGGAGGACUUUGGACCCUUUGUACCAGCAACAACUAACAUUCAGGGAGCCUUUCCAAGGGUGCAUCCUUCAGGUCACUGUCUGGGGUGAUUACGGUCGUAUCGAAGGGAAAAAAGUCUUCAUGGGCGUGGCUCAAAUCAUGCUGGAUGAUCUGAACCUCUCGAACAUAGUCAUCGGCUGGUAUAAACUAUUUGGGACAACAUCAUUGGUUAGUGGGCCUCCCUCUCUCGGCCUGUCACGACGCAGCUCUAUAGCAAGCCUUGAUUCCUUGAAAUUCUAGCUAAAGCUCCCUUUUUUCUCCCGUUGGUAAUCCCUUGCUUUUUGCUCAUGGCUCACUAUGAGGGAGAGACAGUGCGCAAUAGUUAUUGACCAAUUUUCACUAUAGCGUAGGAAAAUCCCGGACUCUGUGAUCCCUCCUGACUCCUUGUUUUUUUAGUCGGCCGAUGGUCAACUAUAUAUAUUUUUUUUUAUUGUUGAUGUACAACGUUUUAUCCUUAGUCCAUGUCUUUUUGAGCCUUAGUUUAGAAGCUGCUCUUCUCAUGAAUGUAGAAGCGUAUGAACUUAGUUGAUAUUUUAUUUUUAAUCUGGUUAUUGUAUUCCUCUCGGAAAUUUACUUCAAUGCCAUUUUGUGAAGAGCCCCUUGUCUUUACUGUACACCUAGUCAAGUAGUUUGGGAAAUGGUUUGCAGGAAAUGAACUACCAUGUGCUUACAAUGAAUCCUCUCCGAAAACCUUUAAUCAGCAUGAAUUUUUGGUCAGGUAUUCCGUCGAGCUGUUGUCUGUGCUUUUUGGUCAAACUAGGGGUUGAGUUGUGACCGUCCCCAGAAAAAAGGACUGCAGUGGCCAAAAACCUAAAAUUGAGGAGUUGGUUUAACUAAUUUAAGGUGUUGCACCUAUAGAUUUUUUCAGCGUAAAAUGCAGGUAACAAUAUUGAAUCAAAGUGAAAGUGGGAUGUUCCUGAAAUUUGCAGUAAUAAAACACAGUCUUGAGAGAAAGCUGUCUGAAGGCAGGAUAUCUAGUGACGGGAAAAGCCAGGAAAGACAGGGUGAAGUCAAGAAAGUUGAGGGAGAUUAAAUGCGUAACUGGGACAGUCGCUUGCUCACAAGCAAGUUAUUUAUUGCAUAUUUUCGGUGCUCUUUCAGUGCUUCAUUCUAGUUGGUUGUGAAUUUUUCUCUUGAAAUUUGGGCCCCCACUGGUCCCUACCCAUACUUUUUGUCGAGCUGUGUUUAUUUUUGUGUUUCUUUAGAUUUAGAAUGAAAAGUCAGGGAAAGUGAGAGAGAUUGAAAAUCCAGGAGUCAAGGAAAACCUAGGAAAGUCAGAGAAAAGGGAAAGAAAUUUUUGCUGGGCACCCUGAAAUUUUCAAUUCGCUAUGUUUUGGGCUGAAAAUUGUCUUUCUUAACGCAACACUAUUCCCUCAUGUGGCAAGGAACUGAACACAACCAGAGAGUAAUUUAUCAUGGAAACUCAAGAUCUGAAUUUUCGACUUAAUUUAAAAGAUAUUACCUCAUUGAAAAAUUUUACCUCUUUGCUAUAAAGUCCUUUCUCCUGUGGAUGGUCAACAAUAUCAGGAUCCACUUUAGUGAUCCAAAACAAGAAAGGGUCCUUAUCUUCAAUCUGGUAACUCUACAAAAUUUAAAAAAACAUUUUAGAAUAAAGUUUGAAAUUGACGAAUGCGUUUGCACAUAUCUCAUCGCAUCUCAAAAUAUUUCUUUCCAUCAUAAUCACUCAUAAAUUUUUAUGAUCAUCCUCUUAAUUUACUUGAAUCGAUCUCUAACUGAUAAUUUUAAUUUUUCUGCAUGCUGUUUUUCAUGCACAAUGUAUAAACAAGUUUUUUCAAGAUUGAAUGCAUUUCAACAAUAUGAUGGAGUUUUAGAGAGAUCUUUUUAAAUGAAAUUUUAUAAACACGAUGUUCUAAUUCAAUUGGAUAAUGCUUGAAAAUAAGGGUCCUUUUAACGUUUUGGAUUAUAUUCUUUUUUUUCCGCAUCUUGCAACCCGAUAUUGUACUUGUGCAAAGAAUGUUUCGUUAGAUAGAAACCUUGGAGUAGGCUCAAUAAGUUCAAUCGAAGGUAUUUUCUUUUAGAAAUACUGCCUUAUCACCACCGCUGCACUGCAUUAUCUAUUUUUUCAAAUGAAGGUAAUGUAGUUGUAAAAGUAAGAAAAUUCCUGGAAAGCAGACUCAAAAGUGACUGGUGAUUUCACCUCGAAGGAAAGCAUGCUCUGCUAUUCUCAAUAUUAGCAUGAGCUUGUAGAUGGAAAUGACCUCAUUUUGUCCUUUUGCUUUCUUGAAAAUUGUCCGAAAAGAAGUGUUACCCUUUGAAUUUUAUAAAAAUCGUAUUUUUCAUCAAUUGUCACAGUGUUUGUAUUCUUCAUAGCUGUGUGAAAGUGCUGUUAAAACUCUUGCCAAUCUCGGACUUGUUUUUUUCGUUGCACAAAUCAUGUUCGACCUGAAAUUUUGAGGAAGUAACAUACAUCUGAAUGCUUAAAUUCGUACCAUGUCCACUAGUCUUUUGUAGAACGAACGUUAAGAUGCGAAUGAACCUGCAUUGAAUUACUUCAUUUUUUAAAACUCUUAAAAUAUCAUUCGUAGACUCAGAUUAUGAGGAAGCUGAUUUUCAUUAAGUCAAGAUAAUUGAAUGAGAAAAGUCCUUUUGACAAGAGAGCAUGUGCCUCUAUUAUUUUUGAGUCCUAUUCAAGGGAUAGCUCUUUUUCUGUAGGAAUAUCUGAUUUAUAGCUGCUCACAUUAUUUUCCAGUGGAACUUUCCAUUUUAAUAAAAGCCGCCCCCCCCCUUUUUCUCCCUCUCGCUCCGUCUCUUUCCUGGAUUCUUGAUGGGGAAUCAAAAGCCGCCUUCUGUCCUUUCAGUAGGAACUCUUGCACUUGAGUGUUAGACUGCCUCAUUCGUAGGGCGCUUAUUUUUAAUGACUGAAAUAAGUUUAGCAGUAGAUAAGUAGGCUUUUGGCCUUGUACAUGAUAAAAUUUAAAUUUGUGUAUCUCAUAUAUUGAAGCGCUUAAAGCGAAUAUUUAUUACCUGAAUUUAUGCUUUUCAAUGCUUAGCUAUAUGCUUCUUAAGCCAAGGCUACCAAUAAAUUGCUGACUUUCUCUGUAGUUAGAGAGACCCAGGGUGGCCACUAAUCUCAAUAUAAUAGCAGGACAUGACAUUUAGAGUGCUAUAAUCUGAAAGUUUUGAAAUCCAGACAAUUUAUGAUGUCAACUUUUCAUGUGUACAUGUAUGAAUUAGAUUUUGCGUUACUAAGGAAUGCUAGCCCUGUAGAUUCGGUACAUUGGAACUCUGAAUUUCUUGGAUAUUGGAUGUGUCUAGGGGGAAAGAAUAUACCAGAAGGAUUGAAGCUCAUCUAUUUUCAUCAAUCAAUCAGUUGUCUUUGAAAGCAGAAUAAAAAUUCAAUUCACAGAAUUUUUGAGAAGACCUCUUGAACCUUCCCCGCCACCUCCUCUUUGCUACUGACCCUUCGGUUGAUUUUAUGUAAGGCUCCCUAGUUACUGCGUGGAUCCACUUUUUCCACUGUCCCUUUUCAAAUUCCAAGUGCAAUGAUCUCUUAGUUUUUCAGAACCAAGAGCCUUCCUGCCGUAUGAGCCCUAUCAGUCUUGUUUCUGAUUAAAUAAUAUUACAGCUUUAAGACUUGGUAGCUCAGAGUUGACAGAAAUUCGUAUCACAUUAUACUCAGAAGAACAAAUAAAAAGUGUACAUAAUCAGAAAAGCAUUACAUUACUAGUCUAAGGGUUUUGAGCUCGGGGAGAAAGGAAAAAUAUUUUCAUAAUCUGUGGCCACUCUGUCUAAGUUCAAGCUGCCGUUAGCGGGGGACUCGAAACUUUGCACCAGCUCCUCAUCGCUAGAAGUAUGCUGUAGAGUAUGUUAAUCUAUCCUUAGUAUAACGCUGUAACGUAGCUGGUUUGUAACUUUUGUUUGCGUAGUCUUUAUUGAGUUCUUUUUUUCCCGUGCGGUAAAUAGUAAUCUGUUUAUUCAAUGUUUCAGUGAUUGGUGGUGAAUAUUGUUUUCGUUCGGCUGAAAUUGACAAAGCUCAUUUUUGCAUUUCGUACAGUGAGCAUUCUACAUCUUCAUAAGUUAUCCUUACCUGUCUCUAAUAAAUUUGUAUUAUGUGAUUAUUUGUACUUGAAACCAUCGCUAUCCUUAUUUUUACUGAACAUUUCCGCGCAAAAUCCAAGUGCGUGUUGAUACCAUUUUUUAAUUCUUGUACACAGAAGAGCUCUUUUAAUCCAGACUGUUCAAGACUGUCCUCUACUCUGGGUGUAAAAAGUUAAAUAAAAAAAUCAAUGAUUGGAGGUUUCCGUUAUGCGUAUUUUCUGUCGAAUUCAAUAUGAACAUAUGGCUCUGUAACCACCUGUAAAAAUCAAGCUACUUUAAAUGGAACUUUUUAAAGACGCUUUAAUAUUUCAACAGUAACGCUUUUAAUAGAGAAAGAAGGAAAGCAAUGCAUAGUUUCAAGAUGAAUGUUUACUUAGGUACAUUGAAUCAAUUAAUGGUAUGUAAACUUGCAACUGCAAUGUUGCAACUUGCCACAGGGUUUGAGGAAUAAUUGGUCGGAAGCCUCUGAAAAUUUAAAGACUGCUCUCUCAUAAUAUAACUAGAUAAUUGGGAAAUCUGUAAGCAUAGUUCGUGCAGCUUUAAAAAGCUCUGAAUCACUCUCUCCUUUUUUUCUCUGAUUUUCCUGUACUUGGAGGUACCCACUUGAUUCAUGGAAAAUGCCGUGAGAAUUUUUAAUUUAUCUCUGGCAAUAAAAUUCCGUAUUAAACUUGUCAAAGAUUGUGCAAAAUUCAUUGUAUUUUCAGUUGGCAGCUCUUUGAAAAAAGGGCAAAACUCCCAAAAAUUUUGCUUCGUUUUGACUGCAUGAACCGUGACACAAGUCUGGAUUAAAAAAGGCCGUCUGUAUAAAAGCGUUUAGCCUAAUUCAAAAAGCUGAUUUAAGGCAAUGAACAGUCAUUGAAGAUUAAUACUUGUAAGUUCUAGUCUAUAACUUUAGCCGCUCCUCUUUUCAAAAGCUCAUGACAAAGAGCAAAAACACUUUCUCCCAUUUUAUUGUUGAAUAUUUUUUGGACACUCAAAGAUUCUGCUUCGGUUUUAGAAAGAUUCAAGAAUCAUAAAAAAUAAUUUAUACAAUAUUUCACUGUUAGAUGAUGAUGUUUUGAAGCUCUACCUCUGUACUUUGAGCUGUUAAUAUUAUUUCCUCAUUACAAUAUUUUUUCUCAGAAUAAUAAUUUCACUUUAUUUGAGGUGCAAAAUACAUAGUGCAUUGAAAUUUUUGUAAAAAUAUCUUGGCGUGGCAACUUAAUAACAAAGGAAACUUUGACAGGCUCCAAUUUAAUUUGAAUAAUACAAAUUAAUGAUGGAAAACAUCAAAGAACAUAGAUCCUAUUUUCAUAAUAUUUCAGAUCAUGAUUUCAUAGAUCUGUUGAAAAAUUGUAACGUACAUUUCUAGUUUUCUCUAUCUUGAUAAUAUUGAGACUUUGAUAUCAUUAGAUUAUAUCAAUGAAUGUUAUUUGUUUCUCAAGUACAGAAGACGGGUCUUUUUGUCACAACUUAAUUAGACACUAUUGUCCAAGUGUUUUAAAAAUUACAAGUUCAGCCAACACUUUGCCCAAGACCCCUGAAUUUCUAAAUCAUCUCUCAAUUUAUUCUCUUCUCCAUUGCGUUCUGAGGUGAGUAAGCAGGCACAUCUCAUAAUUCAUGCAAUGUUAGGAUAACGAACUCGCUGUCUCUUAUAUGAAGGAAUGUAUCUUGGCUGCGCUGAUUCAGUAUUUUUACAAAUUUACUCUUUCUUGGGAGAACUGUAGCUUAAAUUUUUCUAAAAAUUUCAGUGACUUCUCUCACAAGUGUAAAGAAAAAAUUGCUGACAAUUUUAGAAAAAUUCAUGUGAAGGUCAUGUCAUAAAAAAUAAAAUGCCGGUAAGAAAUACUGAAACAACGUAGUAGAGAUACAUUCAUUCGAGUAGGGGACAACAAACCGCAGAUUGUAGAGAGGAGAGGAGUUUAAACUCACUCUUUUUUAAAGAAAACAACAUAUCCUCGGUCAAGAUAGAAUAUUUACUAAAAAUCAACAAGUCUCAUUCUUACUCAGUUGUUUACCAAGUUUCUCAUUCUCUUUUUCAAGCUCCAAAUGGUCGGGAGAAGUCUCUAUCCCCAUUAACUGCUGAGCUUGUGAAAAUUUUGAGCGCUAUUAGGGCUAUGUAUUGUUAAAAUAUUUAAAAUUUGAUCCCCUAUCAAAGUAAUAUGUGCUUCAGAAUCUUGUUUCUUUCCAAAAGUGGUUUUCUUGCAUUGACUGGAGAAAGUGUUAUUCUUGAGCCUCUGUAUUUCGACCUUUUAGUGACGUUUUCAUUUUAUUGGCUCUCCUAACUAAACAAUACGUAACUGUAGUAUAAACUAGGUAUGUACCGACAUAAAAAGAUCCAACUUUGAAAAUCUUGUGACUAAAAUAACGAUAGUGGUGUCAACAUAUUUUCUAACUGUUUUUUUACUGAUGCAUAUUUCUCAACUCCCUUUUGCAUACUUAACAUGGCUUUGUAAAUACUUACCAACUCAUCAUAGUUUUCUACAUUGCAAAUUUCCAAUGCGUUCUCAGAUCCUCUUAUUAUAUAAGUACAAUUCGGAACCUAGAUCCAACUCAUCUUUAUUUUAAAGGCUCCAUCAUUUUUACUCAUCAAAUAAAAAGACAUAAACUAUGAAACUAAUUCUAGCAAUUUACCUGUUAUCUCUUUUUUUAUACUUACCUGUCAUUUGCAAAUUCGCAUCUAGUCGUUUAUAGAUUUACUUUUAUUAUUUUAAUUUUAUGUAGAGUAUUUUGUGCUUUAGAAAAAUCCUAAUGGUAUAGCUUACCCCGAUUUUUAACGAAUACAAGUGAACCAACCAAUGUUCCAGAUUCUCCUCCCUUGAGGGGCCCAUCCGUUGUGUAUCCAUUGUAAGAAAUAGUCGUCAACUUUGAAGCCUUACCCACAUGCUCACGAAAGGGCGACUCUCGGCCGCUCAGAGAAUUAUUGAACAAUUUUUGCCUCUCUUGAAGUGUAAAAAAAUUUUCUUGUUCUCAAAUGUUGGCAAUCCCCACCCCCCCCUUUUUUAUUGUCAUUAUGUUCGGCUGAAAGAAAGAGGGAUAGUUCAAAAUGCAUAGGAAAAGAGCAGGCUGCUAGUUUCACACCCUGAAAAUCAAAAUGCACCUUUGUGGAAACAAAUGGGACCAAUUUCAGAUAGGAAGGCCAAAGAAAGCGAUCACAACUAUAAAAUCCUCUUGCUGACGAUUUGUUAACACUUGUCUCAAACUUGUCCUAUUUCCUCUCAUUUUUCACACUUUCUAUAUAUAAAGUGCCGCUUUCACUACUCUUUAGCCGAUUCCGGAAUUUUUUCCUCUGUGCAAAUUUUAUUGGAGGCAUACGAUAGUUCCAAUUAGAGUUACUUACCGAAUAUUGGCAUAUGAUCAUGCGUUAUCCAUGUUUAUUUCAUGGCCAACAAGCAAAAAUUUUUCCCAACGCUUGGACUGUGAGUUUGACAGGAAUGCAUUAAGUUUAAAUGAAAAAAAGAGGUGUGAAAUUUUAUAGUCUCAUAAGUCUCAAUGUUCAGGACAGAGUUUAACAAAUUUUUUUCUCAUGCAAAAUAUUUUUUUUUCCGACUUUGCAUUUUCAACAGGAUAUAAUCGACAAAUAGUUAAAGUCUAAACUAUUCCCAACUCAUUUUUCCCCCAAAAUUUCCACCUAAUGCUUGUCCCCUCUGUUAAAGUCGGUCCAUUUAGCUGUUUGCGUUAGAAAGCCUCAGGAAAUAAGACUUGAUGUAAGAGAUAAUGAUGCACCUUCUUCAGAUAAUUGUUUCAGCGGACCUGACUCCUACAAACUCCCUGCCAAAAUUAUUAAAUCGUUUAAUCGCCUGGCACCUAAUUACAAGCUUUAUCGUAUCUCAAGAAAAAUCUGGAAAACUUGAAAAAAUCUUAACUCAAAUUAAUAGUAUCAGAAAUUAAUUAUUAGAAACCAUCUAAUUUAUCUUUUCAUCUAGGUAUCCAUGAGAAGGUGUUCAUUAUUUUUACCCCCUCUUCAAUCAAUUUGGACUCUUGCAAAUUAUGCUGUAGUUGCCAGUUUUAAUCAAGGAACUUGACCCCUCUUAUCUUUUACUGUUGAGAUUGUAUAAGCGCCAGGCAGUAGCUUUCCGCCCAUAUACGAAGAGCUGUAUCUUGUAAUAGUUUCAGAGGCAAGAAUUUUCGAUGAAACCAAGAUUUAGGCCUAAAUCCAGCUACCAAAUCAUUCUCUCCUCUAAAUAAAUACGGAUACUCAUGUUCAUUCCUCUAAUAUUUUUUGUGAUCUGUUCUCAUGGGCAGACUUUAUAUCAUAUCAGACAGCUAGUGCUGUACUCAAAAUCUGAAAAAAUUGUUUAUUUCCGUCAUGACCGUCAGUUAAAGUGACACUAUUUUAAAGGCAGUGCGAUAAUUCUGAUUCCCUGUUUGUUUCUUGGCAUCUUAAGCUAGAAAAAUGACAAUCAUACUCUCAGGAUGUUGCAUGUAUCUUCUCAGCAUUCCAAUCACUGAUCUAUUCUUUGCAAAAUUACGUUGCUGUAUUUGGACUAUACAUUUUGCAAUUCAGAACUGUAAUUUCUGGCUCAGUUUAGAAACAACCCAUGUGUCAAUAGUUUCUCAAGGUACAUAAGUAUUUUUGCGGAUGAGCCAGGAAUUGUAGUUGCUAAUGGUAAAAUGAAGUCCAAUUAGUUAUGAACACAUUGAAUUUAACCUUUGUAUUUACUUGCAAAGUGAAUGUUCUUUUUCUAUCGUUUCACAAGCUAUUCUAAAACCAUAAUUCUGAAUUUCAGAAAUUGUUGACAUUGCUAUUCUUUUACCAUUUUCUUACUGACAAUGAGUUAAGGAAUAUUUAGUAAACUCCAAUGGAGCCAUUCUUUUGAAAAAAAAGGAUGUAAGUUCUGCAGUGCUAUUAAAUUUUUAUAAGCCCAUUAAAUUUAUUUUCACAAAAAAAAUUGUCAUCAGGAAGCCUUUAAAUUUCUCAGUCGCAAUUGAUUCGAGGUGUUGCCAGAUUUUAACAAUAUGGCAAAGAUUAUGUUUGUGUAUCUCUAUGACUGAAGAAUGGUUCAACACUACCCACUCCUUUAGUGUCAAAAAAAUGUCACUUCCUCAGUGGUUUUUUUCCUCUCUCUCUCUCUUUCAACGCCUGUAGACAUAAGAGUAAAUAAUUACUGAGGACUUAUUUUACAUUUUUUCACCAAUCAGUUGUUUCUAACAUAACUUAUUAGUCACUCAAUAGGAAAAAUAGACGUAUUUAUGCAAAGAAGAACUGCAUGCAUGGCGUUAGCAAACAACAUAGUUCGUUUUAGCACAAGUAAGUGCAAAUACGCGUGGUGAUUUUCAUUGUUGGUGAACUUUAACUUGAAAUUAGACAGUCAACUAUGAAAAUACUAUUGUUCGUAAACUAAAAUUUUCUAGCAACCAUGGAAGUACAGUAGGGAAAGUUACUCCCCCCCCCCCUCAAUGGUUGUUACGUCAGUUCAUGAGAACAGAGCUUCAAACAUGUCCAACAAAAUAAUAAAAUUAACGGAAUUACAGGUUCCAAAAAAAAGAAAUCUGCGAGUGUCAUUAAUUGCCUAGUACAAGUUACGAUGUCGAAUGGAAGGAAUACUGACUUGAGCCUCCCACCUAUUUUUUGCACGUUGCUAGUAUAAUUAAUCAUAUUGUAAAUGUAUCUAGGGACCGCUUUAUUUUUGUUAAAAUUUAUUACUCAUCAAUGAUCGCUUGAUAUCAUUAUCUCCCCCUUUUCCUUUUUUGUAUCAUUUUUCCCCUCUCCUGUAAUUGUUAUUGUUGGUGCUGAAAAUAAAAUUUUAUUAAUUUUUAA
Messenger RNA from Bemisia tabaci, 14042 nucleotides. Lineage: Eukaryota; Metazoa; Arthropoda; Insecta; Hemiptera; Aleyrodidae. The record is from RefSeq and is a predicted model, not a curated record.